This is a messenger RNA of Zymoseptoria tritici IPO323, 546 nucleotides long. RefSeq lists its product as uncharacterized. Gene Ontology annotation, molecular function: catalytic activity. NCBI's taxonomy places the organism in Eukaryota, Fungi, Ascomycota, Dothideomycetes, Mycosphaerellales, Mycosphaerellaceae. The record is from RefSeq and is a predicted model, not a curated record. The coding region runs from base 1 to 546 and encodes 181 amino acids. The transcript is spliced from 2 exons.
AUGACGGCCUUCCCAGGCCGAACAAUCAAGUUCGGCACCUUCAAUGUCACAUCCCAAGUCUUUCACUUGACAAAACACUCUUUCGCCCUGGUCAACCUCAAACCUCUCCUCCCUGGCCACAUCCUCGUCUCGCCGCUAAGAGUCAAGCCUCGACUGUCGGACUUGACCAAAGAUGAGAUUAGCGACCUCUUCCUCACCGUCACGAGGAUACAGCGUACUCUGAAACGGGUCUACAAAGCGGACGCUUUCAAUGUGGCCGUUCAGGACGGAGAAGCCGCUGGUCAGAGCGUGCCGCAUGUGCAUUGCCAUGUCAUACCUCGCACGAAGGGCGAUCCAGGUGGAGACGACAAGGUCCACGAGUGGCUGGAGGGCGAGGAGGGCAAUGUAGGCAAUCAUCAAAAGGAGGCUGAACAUGGUGCAUCACGCGAGUGGCCAAGAGACGAAGAGAGGAAGCCCAGGACAAAAGAGGAGAUGGACAAGGAGGCUGCUUGGCUGAGGGAAGAGCUUGAUAAGGACUUCAAUGAGGAUGGCUCUGUCAAGCCCUAA